UGGUGGGCUCCUAGAUAGCAGAAGUCCACCGGUCCAGUGAAACAACUUUCCCAAUUAGCCAACUCUAGCGACAAGUCAAUCUGUCCCCAUUUCACCAUGAUGCUAACCAGCUGGUGGGUAUCCAUUGCAGCGAUGGUGCUGAUCUCGUUGCCGGCGGUCGCUGGCGAUCUGCCGAUGACGAUGGGGCUCCCGGGCUGCAACACCACCUGCGGCAACGUGAGCGUGCCGUACCCGUUCGGAAUAGGCCCGGACGUGUGCUACUUCCCGGGAUUCAAGCUCACCUGCGACCACGGAAGCAAUCCCACGCGACUACUCCUCGGCGACGGCGGCGCCGACGCCUUCGAGGUCCUCGACAUCUCCCUGGAGAACGUCACGGUGCGCGUCGUCAGCCACAUGAGCGGCGGCCGAUGGAGCCUCGGCGGCGACACCAUCGGCGGGUUGCCGUACAUCCUGAAGCCGGAGUCCAACGAGUUCAUCCUCACGGGGUGCGACGUGCAAGCGACGCUGCUGGGCAACGGGAGCAUCAUCAGCGGUUGCGUCUCCUUCUGCGCCACAAUCACGGACGGUGGUGGUGGGUACACCCAGUAUUACCGGCCGGAGGGCGCUGACAUCAACUCCAUGACCUGCUCCAACAUGGGCUGCUGCCAGUCGUCCGUCGUCAUCGGCAGCGCGUCCUACGGCGUGGAGCUCAAGCGGCUCAACAACAGCCUGCCUGGCGAUUUGGACGUGCAUGUGCUCAUCGCCGAGGUGGGCUGGUUCUACCCGAUGAUGUUCUUUGAUCUGAGCCAGAAUUUCACGGAGCUUGCCUCGCGGGGCCCCGUGCUUCUCCAGUGGGCGGUGGCGCACGGCGCGGCGCUGCCCAAUAACGAGAUGAGGGCGUGCCCGGGCGACGCUGCCCUGAGCGUCUGCAAGAGCGCCAACAGCGAUUGCAGAGACGAGUCACAUUUUACCCUCAAGGGCUAUUCGUGCCAGUGCAAGGAGGGCUACCAGGGCAACCCUUACCUCACUGGCGGAUGCCAAGAUAUCAAAGAAUGUGAUCGGAAAGAAACAUAUGGCUGCUUCGGUGACUGUGAGGAACUGCCGGGAUCGUUCCGGUGCCGGUGCCCGGGAGGAACCAGCGGCAACUACACCAUGCCCGGUGGCUGCGUCAAGUCUGCAGACAUAAUCGCAGGUAACUUGUGUUGAAGUAUAAAUGCAUUGCCUAAUCUCUUCCAUCAGAUCGGUCUUUUGGUUGCAUUGGUUAGAGCAUGCAGUUCUACAUGGUAUCAGAGCCAAGAGAUCUUGAGUUCAAGACCCGGCUGGCGCAAUAUAAAAUAAAAAUAUUGCAGCCCACUUUCGGUCCACGUUUAGGCCUGAGGGAGCCACACGUGAGGGGGAGUGUUGAAGUAUAAAUGCAUUGCCUAAUCUCUUCCAUCAGAUCGGUCUUUUGGUUGCAUUGGUUAGAGCAUGCAGUUCUACAA
Messenger RNA from Lolium perenne, 1460 nucleotides. Its product is annotated as wall-associated receptor kinase 2. The record is from RefSeq and is a predicted model, not a curated record. NCBI's taxonomy places the organism in Eukaryota, Viridiplantae, Streptophyta, Magnoliopsida, Poales, Poaceae. Gene Ontology annotation, molecular function: calcium ion binding; polysaccharide binding.